GUAAGAACCGGCGCCGAGUGUAGUCACAUGACAGUCUCCUCUGCUCUCACGUCUAAUCAGGCGGCGGCUCUUCCUAAUUUGGCCUUUUAACCUUUUUUUAUUUUUAUAAACUAGGCCCCACCUACUUCUUUCCUCUACGUUGUUAGUGUAUAAAACAAUUUAUAAAUGAAUAGCCGCCGUUGAUCAGCAUGAAAAGAAAACCCCUUGUAUGAUGAAAUCAAAGGGUAGGGAAAGAGUUGUCAAUUUCUUUAAAUAAACAAGAACUGCUCGUGCCGUCCAGCCGACGAUUACGGGUGACUGUAGUGGGUCCCCCUCUUUAACUUUUCUACUCACAGUCACAAACAAACGCAUUCUUCCCUCUUCUCUUAGCAGUUUCUUCUUUAGAACUUCAGGGGCUUCUGUUUUCUCUGUCCCAUAAACACAAAGCUGAAAGCUUUUGUUAAUUAAUCUUUGUUUCAAGCUUUGGAUUUGUUUUUUUUUGUUCUUUCAUGGCGUCUUCAAGAGAAGGGCACUACAGGGGAGUAAGGAAGAGGCCAUGGGGAAGAUACGCAGCUGAAAUACGUGAUCCAUGGAAAAAAACAAGGGUUUGGUUGGGUACAUUUGACACACCAGAAGAAGCUGCACUUGCUUACGAUGGAGCUGCUAGGUCUCUCCGUGGAGCCAAAGCUAAAACCAACUUUCCUGCUCCAUCUUCCGCAGCUGGUCUCUCUCUCGAUCUCAAUCUCCCAACUGAUAACCCCCAUCAUCAUCAUCGUUGGCCAUCAGCUUCAGCUCAUCAACAUCGCCGUUUAGUCCUUGGUGAGUUUCUCCCAACUGGGAGGGUUCUUAAAGAAAUGAACUCUGAAGCUGACUCAUCAUCUUCAACUAAACCCAAUGUUGUCGCCGUCUCAACCGGUCCUCCGGUGACGGGGAAUGGAUCUACGGCAUCGUUUCUCGGGAUUGUUCGACGUGGCUUGCCUAUAGAUUUGAAUGAACCCCCUCCUUUGUGGCUGUGAACAGCAAGAAAAAAAAAUGCUUCAAGCUUUUCACUGUGAAUGAGGUUUCUCUAGGCAUUUUACGGCUCUUUUUUUAUUCCCUUUUAACUUAACCCUCUUUAUGUUGAUCACCUUUAGUCUCCCCUUUUUCCCUUAGGUAUCUUUGCUACUGUUUUUCUUUUAUUAUCCUCUAUUUUGAGAGUAGGGGGAGUAAGUAACAAGAAGAAGAAUCAUCAGAACAUUUUAUAAAGUGAAGAACCUUUGUGUACACAUGUAUGUUUUUCUUAAUUUUCUAUGAA
This is a messenger RNA of Durio zibethinus, 1273 nucleotides long. The record is from RefSeq and is a predicted model, not a curated record. NCBI's taxonomy places the organism in Eukaryota, Viridiplantae, Streptophyta, Magnoliopsida, Malvales, Malvaceae.